GACAGAACACGAAGAAAACACAACGAAAUGCAAGCAGCUCGAGUUCAGUCCGCUACGAAGUCGUUUCGCUGAAAGAACCCUUGUACAACAACUUUUUUUUCUGACCGAGUCCGAUAUCAGAUCACCAGCUAAUACAAUUUAAAUAAACACAGAGAAGAAGCAGAAUCCAAGUUAGACAAAAAUUAAGCCGCCUUGCAAGUCUCAAGGAGAUAAGUUUUUCGGAUUAUUUUUCCUCCUUAAAAAGUUCUAGCAGCCAGCAAGUCAGCAUUCUUACACACAAGGACAACACCAAAAAUUGCCAUAUCUACAUACUCUUCUACUUUUUAUUUUCUAUUCUGUAUUAUAAUCUCGGCUCCAACCAAACCCACAUUCUAAAUUCUCAAAGAAGCAAAAGCAAGUUUUUGUGCUGCUGCAUUAUGUCUGGUCUAACCACAAAGCUACCAACAUUCGAAGAAAUAGAAAAGAUUGCCAAAGAAACGUACAAGUUGAGUUUUGGCAAAACUCCGGAGAUCUCCUGCUGUGCACCAGGACGUGUUAAUUUGAUUGGCGAACAUGUUGAUUAUAACGAUGGAUUCGUCCUGCCUAUGGCACUUCCUAUGGUGACAAUAAUCGUAGGAGGUCCCAAUGGCAAGAAGGAUGAGGCUGACAUUGUAACGCGCUGUGAUGGAGCUGAUGAGCCAAAAAAAGUUCGAGUUAAUUUGAAAACUUUGCAACCUGGCACACCAAAGUGGGCAAACUAUGUUAAAGGAGUUAUCCAUUCUUUUGGACAUCCAGUUGCCGGUUUCAAUGCAGUUAUCGUUAGUAAUGUGCCUGUUGGCGGUGGCCUGUCAAGCAGUGCAGCACUAGAAGUUGCAACACUAACAUUCCUCGAGCAACUCACAGGAAAAGCUGCCGAAAGUAAUGCUAGAAGAGCACUGAUAUGCCAGGAAGCUGAACAUAAGUUCGUGGGAAUGCCAUGCGGAAUAAUGGAUCAGAUGAUAUCCGUUGCCGGAAAAAAGGAUCAUGCAUUGCUUAUCGACUGCAGGUCUCUGGAAACUUUCCAAAUUCCCUUUUUAGCCAAGGAUCUGGUGGUUUUAAUUUGCAAUUCAAAUGUGCGGCAUGAGUUAUCCGACAGUGAAUAUCCAACGAGGCGAAAACAAUGCACAGAGGCACUCCGGUUAAUGGAUCUCAAGAGUUAUAGAGAUGCAACAGAAGGCAACUUGUCAGCCUUGGAUGGAGCUGAGGAAGUGCUAUUGAAAAGAGCCAGACACGUCAUUACGGAAAUUAAGCGCACACAACUGGCUUGCGAGGCAAUGCGGGACUGUAAUUUCGAAGAGAUGGGUAAACUAAUGACUCAGUCUCAUGUGUCACUACGUGACGACUUUGCAGUGUCGUGCGACGAGCUGGAUGUCCUUGUGGCAUCAGCCAUUAAUUGUGCCGGCGUACUGGGAUCACGUAUGACUGGUGGUGGAUUUGGUGGCUGUACGGUGACACUAGUUGGUCAAAGUUCAGUUGGGAAUGUGAUCGCAAGGAUGCGAGAAAAUUUCAACGAAAAAUUCAAUAAUAGUGGACAGAAUCUGGAAUUUUACAUCUGUACUCCCAGCGAUGGAACUAGGAGAAUUUAAUUUUGAAUUGAAUCCGUGAAGUGCAACUAACAGCAGCAGCAGCCAACAGCAUUCACCAUCGCAUCAUCACAUUGCCACUAGCAGCGCAAGCAAGCAAUCCGUGUGGCAUCGCAUCUUUCAUCGGCAUGAACUAUCAACUGAUGCAGCAUCAGCAGGGAUUGUCUGAUAAAAACUUUUCCUCUCUCUCACCAUCAUCAUCGACGUGAUGGUGAUGAAGGGAUAAAUUAUUUUAUUUUUUUUUUUUUUUCAUUUUCAACUCCAUGAGUCAAAAGUUGUGUUUUCGUUUUACUUUCUUUUUUUUUUUUAUUUUGUUCGUUUGUUUGCGAUGCGAUUGUUGAAUUGUGUUAAAAAUAUAUAAAAAAAUAUCAACUUUUUAUUUUCUAUAAUAUUAAUCCCCAUAUUGUGUACAUUACUUAACUUUACGUGUGUUUUUUUGGUUCAAAAAAUAUAAAUUUUUUAAAAUUCAGGUAA
Messenger RNA from Episyrphus balteatus (marmalade hoverfly), 2075 nucleotides. Its product is annotated as galactokinase-like. Lineage: Eukaryota; Metazoa; Arthropoda; Insecta; Diptera; Syrphidae. Gene Ontology annotation, molecular function: galactokinase activity; ATP binding. Gene Ontology annotation, cellular component: cytoplasm; cytosol. The record is from RefSeq and is a predicted model, not a curated record. The transcript has 8 exons. Bases 417 to 1604 code for a protein of 395 amino acids. Gene Ontology annotation, biological process: galactose metabolic process; carbohydrate phosphorylation.